GUCUCCACACAGUGCAGCGUCUUUAUGGCUGUGACCUCCUGUCUGACGGGAGCGUCCGUGGAUCCAGGCAGGAUGGCUUUGACGGGCGGGAUUUCAUCUCCUUCGAGCUGGGAUCCAGGAGCUUCGUGGCGGCCGAUGGAGCUGCCCAGGUCACCAAGAGGAAAUGGGAAUCUGAUGGGAUCACGGUGGAGAGAUGGGCACAUUACCUUGGGAGCAUCUGUCCAGAAUGGCUCCAGAAAUACAUUGGAUACGGGCGGGAGGUGCUGGAGCGCAAAGAGCCCCCUGAUGUCCAUGUGUCCGGGAAAGAGGAACACGGGAUCCUGACGUUGUCCUGCCACGCGUACGGAUUCUACCCCGGGAUCAUCGCGAUCAACUGGAUGAAGGGGGAUGAAAUCCGGGAUCAGGAGACGGAGUGGGGCGGGAUCGUUCCCAACAGCGACGGCACCUUCCACAGCUGGGCCAGGAUCGAGGCGCUGCCGGGGGAGCGGGAGCAGUACCGGUGCCGGGUGGAGCACGCCGGAAUGCCGGAGCCCGGGAUCUUCGCCUGGGGUGAGCCU
Messenger RNA from Empidonax traillii (willow flycatcher), 557 nucleotides. RefSeq names its product class I histocompatibility antigen, F10 alpha chain-like. Gene Ontology annotation, cellular component: external side of plasma membrane. The annotation marks the transcript as partial. The transcript is spliced from 2 exons. Gene Ontology annotation, biological process: immune response. The record is from RefSeq and is a predicted model, not a curated record. NCBI's taxonomy places the organism in Eukaryota, Metazoa, Chordata, Aves, Passeriformes, Tyrannidae.